UUCCCCUCGGCUUUCUUCUCGUCGGUGUCCCCGGCAGGUCCCGGCGGGUCGCCGCGGCGGCGGCGGCGGCGGCGGCGGCGGCGCCAUGGCGGAGCUGACGGCCCUGGAGAGCCUCAUCGAAAUGGGCUUCCCCAGGGGACGCGCGGAGAAGGCUCUGGCCCUCACAGGGAACCAGGGCAUCGAGGCUGCGAUGGACUGGCUGAUGGAGCACGAAGACGACCCCGACGUGGACGAGCCUCUAGAGACUCCCCUUGGUCAAGUUCUGGGACGGGAACCCACCCCCGCGGAGCAGGGUGGCCCUGAAGGGUCUGGGUCUGCUACUGGAGAAGGCAAACCCAUUCUGAGUGAAGAGGAAAGACAGGAACAGACUAAGAGGAUGCUGGAGCUGGUGGCCCAGAAGCAGCGGGAGCGUGAAGAAAGAGAGGAACGAGAAGCACUGGAGCGGGAACGACAACGCAGAAGACAAGGGCAAGAGUUGUCAGCUGCACGGCAGAGGCUACAAGAAGACGAAAUGCGCAGGGCUGCUGAGGAGCGCAGGAGGGAAAAGGCUGAAGAGUUAGCAGCCAGACAGAGGGUUCGAGAAAAGAUUGAAAGGGACAAAGCUGAAAGAGCCAAGAAGUAUGGUGGUAGUGUGAGUUCUCGGCCAACCCCACCAUCAACAGAGCCAGGUCCUGUUCCCUCUUCACCCAGCCAGGAGCCUCCCACCAAGCGGGAGUAUGACCAGUGUCGCAUACAGGUCAGGCUGCCAGAUGGGACCUCACUGACCCAGACAUUCCGGGCCCGGGAACAGCUGGCAGCUGUGAGGCUCUAUGUGGAACUCCACCGUGGAGAGGAACCUGGAGGGGGCCAGGACCCUGUGCAGUUACUCAGUGGCUUUCCUAGACGGGCCUUCUCAGAGGCUGACAUGGAACGGCCUCUGCAGGAGUUGGGACUCGUGCCUUCUGCUGUCCUCAUUGUGGCCAAGAAAUGUCCCAGCUGAGGGGCCUUUAUCCUUCCAUCCUCCUCUGACCUCUUCAUCUUUGAUAAAGCACUGACAGUUCCUUCCUAACAAAUAAACCUUCUGAGUUAUGUAUA
Molecule: messenger RNA, 1074 nt
Organism: Tupaia belangeri chinensis (Chinese tree shrew)
Lineage: Eukaryota; Metazoa; Chordata; Mammalia; Scandentia; Tupaiidae
Gene: UBXN1
Product: UBX domain protein 1
Exons: 10
Coding region: 86-979 (297 amino acids)
Biological process (GO): negative regulation of protein ubiquitination; negative regulation of protein K48-linked deubiquitination; negative regulation of proteasomal ubiquitin-dependent protein catabolic process
Cellular component (GO): cytoplasm; nucleus
Molecular function (GO): K48-linked polyubiquitin modification-dependent protein binding
Source: RefSeq, a predicted model, not a curated record